AUGGCUUCAAUACUCACAACGACCGAGGCGCAAACCCGCCGCCGCGAACAAUACCAUGAAGCCGAUGUCGUCGUCGUAGGGGCCGGUGUAUUCGGCUGCACUAUGGCUUUCGCUCUCGCCAACCAAGGCCGAUCCGUUCUUCUUCUCGAGCGAUGGCUCAAAGAGCCCGAUCGCAUUGUCGGCGAGCUUCUCCAGCCCGGCGGUGUCGCCUCGCUUCAGAAACUCGGUCUUGGACACUGCGUCGAGGGCAUCGACGCAAAGCCCUGCUACGGAUACACCAUUUUCUACCACGGCGAAAAGGUUCUCGUUCCUUACCCCGGGAUCGACGAUGAGGGCAGCCCUACACAUGCUUGGGGAGGUCACAGCACAGGAGACAGGAGUACAAGACCUUCUGGAUGCAGUUUCCACCACGGUCGCUUCAUCAACAAGCUACGAGAGUCGUGCAUAGCCCAUAAGAACAUCACUGUCGUCGAGACUGAGGUUGUCAAGACGCUGCGCGGAGAGGUAUCGGAUCAGAUCCUUGGUGUCGAGAGUCGCACCAUGAACAAGGAGACUGGAAAGAAGGAGCAAGAUUAUUACUUUGGACAAUUGACCAUCAUUGCUGAUGGCUAUGACUCCAAGUGGCGCCAGGAAGUCCUCAAGACCAAGCCCAAGGUCUGCUCAAAGUUCUACGCUCUUGAGCUCAUCGAUUGCGACCUUCCUCAACCCGGUCACGGCCAUGUCAUUAUUGGCAAUGCUUUCCCCAUCCUUCUCUACCAGAUCGGCACCCACGAGACCCGCGCUCUUAUCGAUGUGCCCCAAGGUAUCCCUGAAGCUUCCCCCGAGAACGGUGGUGUCCGUGGCUACAUCCGCAAUUUCGUCCUACCUGCUCUCCCUCCUUCGAUCCGACCAUCAGCUGAGAAGGCUCUGGAAGACGGCAAGAUUCCCCGAAGCAUGCCCAACAGUUGGCUUCCCCCCACGAAACAACGCGCCAACGGAGCGAUCCUUCUCGGUGACGCUAUGAACAUGCGCCACCCGCUCACUGGUGGUGGUAUGACUGUUGCAUUCAACGACGUUGUCAUCCUGUCAGAGCUGCUGCACCCUGAAAAGGUUGGUGACCUUGGCGAUUCCAAGCUGAUCAACAAUGCGCUUGAGGAGCUUUACUGGAGGCGCAAACCUCUAACUGGCAUCAUCAACGUUCUGGCCCAGGCCCUCUACUCUCUGUUCGCUGCCAAUGACCGCCAACUACGUGCUCUCCAGUACGGAUGCUUCACCUACUUCAAGAACGGUGAUACUGACGGCCCCGUCGCUCUCCUCGCUGGUAUUCUCCAGCGUCCUUUCAUCCUUGCCUAUCACUUCUUCUCUGUCGCCUUCCUCGCCAUCUGGCUCAACGCCUGCUCCGUCGUUGGCUGUGGAAUUCUUGGCAUCUUCAAGUUCCCGCUCGCUAUUAUCGACGCCGUCCUUAUCCUCUGGAAGGCAUGCAUUGUCUUCAUUCCCAUUAUGUGGCGUGAGUCAUUCCAGUAG
This is a messenger RNA of Fusarium pseudograminearum CS3096, 1503 nucleotides long. RefSeq lists its product as uncharacterized. Gene Ontology annotation, biological process: ergosterol biosynthetic process. The transcript has a single exon. NCBI's taxonomy places the organism in Eukaryota, Fungi, Ascomycota, Sordariomycetes, Hypocreales, Nectriaceae. Gene Ontology annotation, molecular function: flavin adenine dinucleotide binding; squalene monooxygenase activity. The record is from RefSeq and is a predicted model, not a curated record. Gene Ontology annotation, cellular component: membrane; endoplasmic reticulum. Bases 1 to 1503 code for a protein of 500 amino acids.